UUUAAACUCAGUAGCGGCCAGAAGUUCAUCCGCUUGUAUUUCAACCCAGUUUCCUAUGGCCCUGACUUUGACCAGUCCAAAGCCCUCUUCUCAGUCAAAGCAGGGAACUUUACCCUUCUCCACGACUUCAAUGCUUCAGUCACUGCCGAAGCGUUUAAUUUUACCAAAAUAAUAUACAGAGAGUUCUGUUUGAACAUUGAUGAGGAAGAGAGCUUGAACAUCACAUUUACUCCGAGCAGAACAAUCCCAGAUGCGUACGGCUUUAUCAACGGAAUUGAAAUUGUGUCCAUGCCCACCAAUCUUUACUACAGUCCGCUUGAAAUCGAAAGCGCCCGUGGGAUUACAAUGGUUGGCAGCAGAACCAACUUUCGCAUCGAAAACAGCACUGCUCUGCAGAUGGUGUACCGAAUAAACAUCGGCGGCAAGUCGCUAUUGUUCAAAGAUGACAAGGGCAUGUACCGCAAUUGGGGUGGUUCUGCAGAUGAGCUAUAUUACUUGGACGGUUUAAGUUUGACGAGAAGCGUUGAACCACGAAACGAUAGUACUCAACUCAACUUUUCUGAAAUACCAGCGUACACAGCACCAGAGGAAGUGUACCGAACGGGCCGGUCGAUGGGCACAAACGAUACCCUAAACAAGAGCUACAAUCUCACCUGGGGUUUUCCCGUAGAUUCCAAGUUUUAUUAUCUGGUUAGGCUGCAUUUUUGUGAGUUUCAACAUGCAAUUAACCAGACUUACGACAGGACGUUUGCAAUCUACAUGGACAAUCAAACUGCUGAAACACAAGCUGACAUAAUUCAAUGGAGUGGUGGAAAAGACAGACCAGUGUACAAAGACUACGUGGUAUUUAUUCCUGAAGGCCACCAGCAUCUUUUUCUCGCACUGGGUGCAAAUCCAAGUGAUCAGAUGACAAGAUACAGCGAUGCACUCUUGAACGGGCUGGAAAUCUUUAAACUUGACUCACAAGGAAAUCUCGCCGGACCAAACCCAGUUCCACCUCCUAUGAUCCUACCAAAGGGGCCCUCAAAACCCAACAGCGACAACAAGAAGUCAAGGCCUCCUAUGCUUGCCAUUGUCGGUGGUGUACAUUGUGGCAUGCUCUUGCUAUGUGCACUCGGGUUCUUGGUUUUCAGGCAACGGCUGAAAGCCAAGGAGUGGGGUCCAUUUUCUUUUCUGGCGACCCACAGAACACAUGGACCGUCUUAUUUGUGUCGUUACUUUACACUGGCUGAGAUCAAAGCCGCCACUCGAAACUUCGAUGACAGUUUUAUUAUUGGAGUUGGAGGGUUUGGUAACGUGUACAAAGGAUGCAUUGAUGAUGGGGCCACUCUCGUUGCAAUCAAACGGCUAAAAUCUGAGUCAUCACAAGGCGCCGACGAGUUCAAGACGGAAAUCGAGCUGCUCUCUCAGCUCCGCCACCGCCAUUUGGUGUCUCUCAUCGGAUAUUGUAAGGAUGGCAAUGAGAUGGUCUUGGUGUACGAUUACAUGUCAUAUGGGACCCUCGCUAGCCAUCUUUACCACACUGACAACCCCCUUCUUUCUUGGGAUCAACGUCUCCAAAUUUGUAUCGAUGCUGCAAAAGGGUUGCGCUACCUUCAUAGUGAAGCCAAGGGCACCAUCAUCCACCGUGACGUGAAGAGCACAAACAUUUUGUUGAAUGAGAAAUGGGUGGCCAAAAUUUCAGACUUUGGAUUGUCAAAAAUGAGCACAAUCAGCACGUCCAAGACCCACAUUAGUACAAAGCUGAAAGGCAGCUUCGGGUAUUUGGACCCCGAAUACUACAAACGUCAACGGGUAACUGAGAAGUCAGACGUGUAUUCAUUUGGUGUAGUGUUGUGUGAGGUAUUGUGUGCAAGGCCGGCUGUGAUGCAUAAUGAGGAGCCAAGGCAAAUGAAUUUGGCUAAGUGGGCCAAGAGCUGUCAUCGCGACGGGGAACUUGAUCAAAUUAUUGAUCCAAGCAUUAGGGGUGAGAUUGAAAUCCAGUGUCUAAAUAAGUUCGUUGAGAUUGCUAUGAGUUGCAUGAAUGACAAUGGGAUCGAACGACCGUCAAUGAAUGACAUUGUGAAGGGACUUGAGCUUGCAUUGAAGCUCCAUCGCAACUGCGUUGAAAGGAGCAAUGAGGUUGCCUUCAACAAUGACAAUGUUACAGAAAUUAGAAGUGCUGAGCCAGGUUGCGCUACAAAUGAAUCUAUUCAAUGUAUAUCUGAGAUGAUCUUUUCUGAGAUCAAUGAUCCAAAUGGGAGAUAAUGGGCAACAUUUUUGAAUU
Messenger RNA from Prunus avium (sweet cherry), 2266 nucleotides. NCBI's taxonomy places the organism in Eukaryota, Viridiplantae, Streptophyta, Magnoliopsida, Rosales, Rosaceae. The record is from RefSeq and is a predicted model, not a curated record.